Molecule: messenger RNA, 988 nt
Organism: Phlebotomus papatasi
Lineage: Eukaryota; Metazoa; Arthropoda; Insecta; Diptera; Psychodidae
Product: V-type proton ATPase subunit G-like
Exons: 3
Coding region: 136-489 (117 amino acids)
Biological process (GO): proton transmembrane transport
Cellular component (GO): vacuolar proton-transporting V-type ATPase complex
Molecular function (GO): proton-transporting ATPase activity, rotational mechanism
Source: RefSeq, a predicted model, not a curated record
ACUAUUUUUUGGGACAGUGUGACGUCAUCGUGUUUUGCCACUUCGAUCGGGGCAAAAAAAAUUAGCAUUCGCAGCGUGUUUUCUCAAGAUUUAAGCCACUUUUGCCAGAGUCAGAGCAGUGAUUGAGGUGGAAGGAUGGCAAGUCAGACCCAGGGAAUCCAGCAGCUGCUGGCAGCAGAAAAGAGGGCAGCUGAGAAGGUGGCUGAAGCGAGAAAACGGAAAGCUGUGAGACUGAGGAAGGCCAAGGAGGAGGCUCAGGAUGAGAUUGAGAAGUACAGGCAGGAGAGGGAUCGCCAAUUUAAGGAGUUUGAGGCCAAGUACAUGGGCUCGAGGGAGGGCGUAGCUGCCAAGAUCGACGGAGACACGAAGGUGAAGAUUGAGGAGAUGAACAGGAUGCUGGUGGCCAACAAAGAUGCCGUCGUCCAGGAGCUCCUGGACCUCGUCUACGACAUCAAGCCGGAGAUGCACAAAAACUACCAACACAAGUAAGAGCAACCCCAAAAGCUGGGAGGAUGCGUCAGGAGAUCUGUCCAGGAGAGAUAUUCCCAUGACAAUUGAAAAGCCAAAGGCAAAAUUUCGAUGUGUAAAUUCGUUCAAAAAAAAUCGUCUCAAAGUAGUUUAGAAAAUAUCGCCAGAAUCUCAAGGUUUAUCAAUGUGGAGAGAGAGACGUGCAAUGAAUAUGUAAAUUGAUUUAAAACAUUUAUUUUAGCCAUAUAAAUCUGCAAUUGCCGUAUAUAAUUGAAAUGUAAGAUAGAGCUUUUUUUUCUCCCAGCUUAUUCUUUUUUUUUUCUUAGUUUCUCCCAGCCACACACACAAUUUUUUUUACGUUAUAUUUCUUUAUGUAAAUUCACCAUUUAGGCACAAUUAUUUUUGUUGUUAAAAGACAAUUAUGACAUUAUAUAAUUCUCUCUGUGUGCAGGAAUCGUGUAGAGAAAAAAAUAUAUUUAAAAAAAAAUGAAAUUCAAUAAAGUUUCAACGUUCAACAGUG